This is a messenger RNA of Babesia bovis T2Bo, 1427 nucleotides long. RefSeq names its product PhoD-like phosphatase family protein. Lineage: Eukaryota; Apicomplexa; Aconoidasida; Piroplasmida; Babesiidae. The transcript is spliced from 5 exons. The record is from RefSeq and is a predicted model, not a curated record. Bases 21 to 1397 code for a protein of 458 amino acids.
CGAUAUUACACAUCGGCAAGAUGUUGGUGAUAUCAUUAGCGUUGCCACUUUAUCUGUUGCAGGCUGCUAUAUGCUGUGCUGAUAGAGCUGUACCAGAUUAUGAAGCACGGUAUGGUACUCAACUGGUACCACUCAAGGCAGAUGAACAUUAUAAUGAAAAAUUGAGUAGACUAGCAUUCGGAAGUUGCCAAAAAUUACAUCUAGGCAACAACGGUAUAUUCCAAAGAAUUAUAGAUAGUAAUCCUGACCUAUUCCUAUAUACAGGUGAUAUUGUGUAUCCAGAAUACGGUUGCUGCAGCCCUAAAUGCUUGCAAAGUAAAUAUGAACAAUUGGUGUCACAUCCUGUAUACCAACAUUUCAAAGCGAAUAUACGUCGUAUAGACGGUGUCUACGAUGACCACGACCUGGGUAUCAAUGACGGCCAUGCAAACUAUCGAUAUAAAAAGGAAGCUUUAGAGCAACUAUUGGAUUUUCUAGGUAAACCUAAAGAUCACUAUCGACGUAAACGAGAAGGAGCGUAUUAUUCCGCUGAAUACGUUGAUCCCGCAACAAACAAAAAGGUAAAAAUUAUAGUACUCGACGUUAGAUACCAUCGAGCGUGCUUCUACUAUUGCACUUGUCAAAAAUGCAAUUGGUACAAAAUAUACAUGUAUACUUUUGUAAUAAGGAGGAUUAUAAACUACUACUUCGGAUUUGGAUGCAACCAUCCGGGCGACGCUCUGGGUAAAGAACAAUGGGAAUGGCUUCAAGGGCAACUCUACAAAUCAGAUGCAGAUAGCCAUAUCAUUAUAUCAUCCAUGCAGGUAUUCACCUACUACCCAAUAACAGAGAGUUGGGGGCUUCUACCACAAGCCAAGGAUAGGCUAGUCGAUUUGCUACUAGCAGCAAAGCCCAAAAAUACAGUAUUCGUCUCUGGAGAUGUUCACUGGGGAGAAAUCAUGGAAAGAGAUGGUAUCGUGGAAAUUACAUCCAGCAGUCUCACCCACUCGUUGCUUUUGGAGGCACCCAUGCUAAAGAUUCCAAUGAUAGUUGUAUCCUCACUGUGGAAAAAGAGUACAUAUGGAUAUAACAACUUCGGGAUCAUCGAUUUUGAUGUGAAUAAAGAAAAUGGAAAUAUAACACAGGAAGUCAAGCUAAUGGAUGAAUAUGGAAACGUAUUGCAAAGGAGUUUCAACGAUGGGUCCAGUGAUCCGUUAGAGCCGUACAUUGGAGUGAAAUAUAAGGAGAAUACAUUCCUAAACAAUACUCGCAUCGUAAAAUGCACGUCCUUAAAAUGGAAGUUCGGAUUGCUGUUUUCAGUGAUGCUACUAGUGGCAUGCUCUGUAGCUAUCGUCCACUCUGUAAUACGAAGCUUCAUAUUUGCAAGAAUUAAGUAUCGCACAUAUAAAGUAGAUUAACUUACUAUAGGAGUAAAUCCUAGUUAAAAU